AUGGAAUGCCUGCGGGGCCUGCCCCGGCUCCUGCCGCGCGCGCUGCGGCUGCUCCCGCGCGGCCUGUGCACUCCAGCCUGGGGCCUGGCCCCCGCGCGCGCCACCGGGCCCCUCGGCGGGAGCUGGGCCGCACCGCCCGGCGCACCGCGCGGGCCCCGCCUGGCAGGUGAAAUGCACCAGCUGAGAACGGCCGAUGUCGCGCAGGCCACGCUCGCCAGCGUAGCCCCCGUGUUCACUGUGACUAAAUUUGACAAAGAAGGAAAUGUGACGUCUUUUGAGAGGAAGAAGACGGACUUGUAUCAAGAAUUAGGUCUUCAGGCCAGAGACCUGCGGUUCCAGCACCUCAUGAGCAUCACCACCAGAAACAACAGGAUCAUCCUGAGGAUGGAGUACCUGAAAGCGGUGAUCACCCCCGAGUGUCUGCUGAUCCUGGAUUACCGGCACUUAAACCUGGAGCAGUGGCUGUUCCGGGAGCUGCCCGCGCAGCUGGCCGGCGAGGGCCAGCUGGUCACGUACCCUCUGCCUUUCGAGUUCAGAGCCAUGGAAGCCCUCCUGCAGUACCGGAUCAGCAAGCUGCAGGGGAAGCUGCGCCUGCUGGAGCCCCAGAUCCUCGACACGCUGGAGGCGUUGGUGGACCCCAAGCACUCCUCUGUGGACAGGAGCAAACUGCACGUCCUGCUGCAGAACGGCAGGAGCCUGUCCGAGCUGGAGACGGACGUCACGGUGUUCAAGGAGGCCCUGCUGGAGAUCCUGGAUGACGAGGAGCGGCUGGAGGAGCUCUGCCUCAGCAAGUGGAGCGACCCCGAGGUCUUUGAGCAGAGCAGCGCGGGCACCGACCACGCGGAGGAGAUGGAGCUGCUUCUGGAGAAUUGCCACCGGCUGGCCGAGGACCUGGCGCACGCGGCCCGCGAGCUGCGGGCGCUGAUCGACGCCUCACAGAGCGUCGUCUUCCUCAGCCUGGACAGCCACCGCAACGUCAUGAUGCGGCUGAGCCUGCAGCUGACCAUGGGUACCUUCUCGCUCUCGCUCUUCGGCCUGAUCGGAGUGGCCUUCGGCAUGAACUUGGAAUCAUCCCUGGAGGAGGACCACAGGGUGUUCUGGCUGGUCACCGGGGUCAUGUUCAUGGGCAGCGGCCUGAUCUGGAGGCGGCUGCUGUCCUUCCUCGGGCGGCAGCUGGAGGCUCCUGUGCCUCCGAUGGUGGCCCCCCUGCCUAGGAAGACCCUGCGGGCAGGCGGACGGCUGGACGCGAAGCCCAGCCUCAGGCCGGACGGGCUGGGGUCCAGCAGGAGCGUCCUCACGCCCCGGUGA
Pipistrellus nathusii (Nathusius's pipistrelle) is the source of this 1308-nucleotide messenger RNA. The record is from the annotation of a GenBank genome assembly. Lineage: Eukaryota; Metazoa; Chordata; Mammalia; Chiroptera; Vespertilionidae.